AUGGCGUUCCUCAACCAUCUGUUUCUAACCGACAUUCUAGAAGCCGUUCGCUCUGAAUUUAGUACCAUCAACCGGGAGUUGCAACGAGUCAUCAACCGUACAGAUCUAAACCUCAUUUUUCCUCUAACAAAAAUCUCAAAAAUCAAACAACUUGAAGAAAACGACAAGACUUUCAGUAUUCUACGAAUCGAACAGUUGUCUUUUCUUCACUACAACUUGGUCCAUCAACUCCACCAAGUGAACAAACUUUUUGACAUUACCAUCAUCAUAUCCAUGAUGCUGUGGUUCGGCUACGUCAUAAUCCUCACGUAUCAGUUUAUGGAAACCGUUGUCGAUGGUUACACACUAGAUUUCGCAGCAACUUUCUACUUAACAACCAACCUACUUUUUUUUUAUUUGUGGCUUUUAAUUCUGAUUCGCACGUUCAGCCGCACUCAAAGAGAGGCGAACAAGACUUCUGCCUAUGUUCACCAAAUAUGGAAUCAGUACUAUAGGAAAGGACGUCUGGACGAAAAAACGCGUCAUCUGCAACUGAUCUCGAUUAGGAUGCUUAACACUAAGUUGAGUUUCACAGCCAGAAAUUUUUUCAGUUUGGAUGAAACCUUUUUCCAUACUAUGUUGGCGGCGAUUGUAACAUACGUGGUGAUUUUGGUCCAGUUCGGUUUUAGCAGUUUUUAA
This is a messenger RNA of Zophobas morio, 678 nucleotides long. Its product is annotated as gustatory and pheromone receptor 39a-like. The coding region runs from base 1 to 678 and encodes 225 amino acids. The record is from RefSeq and is a predicted model, not a curated record. Gene Ontology annotation, cellular component: neuronal cell body; axon; membrane. NCBI's taxonomy places the organism in Eukaryota, Metazoa, Arthropoda, Insecta, Coleoptera, Tenebrionidae. Gene Ontology annotation, biological process: sensory perception of taste; chemosensory behavior; male courtship behavior. The transcript is spliced from 3 exons.